GAGGAGCUGUGGGUCCAGUCAGUCUUGGAGAUGCCGAAGAGACGAGACAUCCUGGCUAUCGUGCUGAUAGUUCUGCCCUGGACGCUACUAAUCACCGUCUGGCACCAGAGCACCAUUGCUCCACUGCUUGCAGUGCACAAGGAUGAUGGUGGUGACUCCCGGCGUGAUCUCGCUGCAGGCUUGGACUCCAAGGAAUACUGCUUGUCGGACCGGGACAUUGUGGAGGUGGUGAGGACAGAAUAUGUCUAUACACGCCCACCCCCGUGGUCAGACACCCUUCCCACCAUCCACGUCAUUACACCCACCUACAGCCGGCCCGUCCAGAAGGCAGAGCUGACGCGCCUGGCCAACACCCUGCUGCACGUCCCCAACCUGCACUGGAUCCUGGUGGAGGACUCGCAGCGGCGCACGCCGCUCAUCACCCGGCUGCUGCGGGACACGGGGCUGAACUACACCCACCUCAACGUGGAGACACCUCGCAACUACAAGCUGCGGGGAGACAUGAGGGAUCCCCGCAUCCCCCGGGGGACCAUGCAGAGGAACCUGGCCCUGAGAUGGCUGAGAGAGACCUUUAACAAAAAUAACAGCCAGCCUGGCAUCGUUUACUUCGCCGACGAUGACAACACCUACAGCCUGGAGCUCUUCGAGGAGAUGCGCAGCACCAGGAAGGUGUCGGUGUGGCCAGUAGCCUUCGUCGGCGGCUUGCGCUACGAGUCGCCCAAAGUGAACGCUGCGGGGAAGGUCUACGGCUGGAAAACCGUGUUCGACCCGCAUCGGCCCUUUGCUAUAGACAUGGCGGGGUUCGCUGUGAACCUCAGGCUGAUCCUCCAGCGAUCUCAGGCUUACUUCAAACUGCGAGGAGUGAAGGGGGGCUACCAGGAGAGCAGCCUGCUCCGGGAGCUGGUCACCUUGAACGACCUGGAGCCGAAAGCUGCCAAUUGCACUAAGAUUUUAGUCUGGCAUACGAGGACAGAAAAGCCUGUGCUGGUGAAUGAGGGGAAGAAAGGAUUCACAGAUCCCAAUGUGGAAAUCUGACUGUGCACGGCUGGGCAGAGACCAACACCAGAAGAUUUCUUCAUGCACAGCCUACAAGGUUCCUCUCCACAGCAUACAGCCAGCCAGACAUGCAGUAGCCAGGACCUCUGCUGACUUCCAAGAGUUUUAGUGUACUGAAAACAAGCAACACUGCAUACAUAAACUACCCGGAUUCCCCUGCCCUUCCUCCUGGACUCUGAGCAGAACCAGAUGCUCUGGAGGUGGAAGAAAAAGCACAGAAAAUACAAGACUGACAUCGACUUCUGUACAAGACCAGCUGCCUCGGGAGCUGCUCGGUUUGGGAGAAGCGCAUGCAGGGCAUGAUGCACCGAAGACGUGGCCCAGCUGGAAUGGUAGUCUGGACUGAGGGGGCUGUUUUACAGGACCUGAAAGCAAGGGUGAGAACGCCCCCAGGAGCGUGUUGGCCACUGAUGAUUGUUUUUUUCUGGAGACACACGUACCUGGUGGCUAUGUGUGCGACAGCCUAAGCAGCUCUCUGUUCGUGGAGGGGACAGCUGCCUUCUGAGAUGGCACCUUAGCCCUUAAUUUUAAACCUACUUUAAUCCGUGUUUAUUACACUGCACAAGACAGGAAGGUUUUGGGGGAGGGUGAAAAGCAAGGCAGGUUAAACAAACCCAUAACUAUUUCUGUUUCUUUGUACCCCCUCUCCUUUCCCUUAAGCAGUUUCGUGGUUUGGGAGGGCGCUCUGACAUACCUCUGUGUUCCUGGAUGGAGUUAUGUUUACAGCACAUGGUUCUCUGUUCAUCCAUGCUAAAAUAACUGGGGGAGGGUUUUAAUGAGA
Messenger RNA from Cygnus atratus (black swan), 1837 nucleotides. RefSeq names its product beta-1,3-glucuronyltransferase 1 (gene B3GAT1). Gene Ontology annotation, biological process: chondroitin sulfate proteoglycan biosynthetic process; carbohydrate metabolic process. Lineage: Eukaryota; Metazoa; Chordata; Aves; Anseriformes; Anatidae. The record is from RefSeq and is a predicted model, not a curated record. Gene Ontology annotation, cellular component: Golgi membrane. The transcript is spliced from 5 exons. Bases 31 to 1035 code for a protein of 334 amino acids. Gene Ontology annotation, molecular function: galactosylgalactosylxylosylprotein 3-beta-glucuronosyltransferase activity.